This is a messenger RNA of Lachancea meyersii CBS 8951, 3018 nucleotides long. The record is from the annotation of a GenBank genome assembly. NCBI's taxonomy places the organism in Eukaryota, Fungi, Ascomycota, Saccharomycetes, Saccharomycetales, Saccharomycetaceae.
AUGGCUCCUUUCAAGUUCUCAAAAAAAAGUUCUAAGGAAAAGGCCAAGCAGGAGCCUGUGCCGCCUGAAGCAACGGUACCAGCCAAACCACAACCUAAAUCACAGUCCCAACCACAAGCUCAACCACAGGCUAAGCCGCCAGCUAUUCCACCUCACAAUCCCAAACGCUUCAUGCAAGGUGAGAAGCCGUCCAUUUCGAGCGUGCCAGAGGCUCUGGCAACUCGCAUUUAUCCAACGCCUGUUCCUUCACAACAAAGGAACGUGUCAAGCGCGUCUGCAUUACAACAGGCCGAUUACACGCCGUGGCAUAGAGUCAAACUUUCCAAUUCACCAUUCCCACGAUAUCGUCAUGUUGCAUCUUCAUACACGUCCGAUCAAAAUCAGAUUUUUGUCAUUGGCGGUCUUCACGACCAGUCUGUAUACGGAGACACCUGGAUAAUUUCUGCGCUCGACGAAGGUACCAAAUUAUCAUCCAAAACUAUAGAAAUUACCGAGUCCACGCCGCCCCCACGCGUGGGACACGCCUCUACCCUGUGUGGUAACGCUUUUGUCACUUUUGGUGGCGACACGCACAAGGUCAACAGUGAAGGCUUGAUGGACGAUGACGUUUACCUGUUCAACAUAAACUCCUACAAAUGGACUAUUCCCAAACCUGUGGGACCAAGGCCGCUAGGCAGAUACGGCCAUAAGAUAAGUGUCAUUGCCACGUCUCAGUUGAAAACCAAGCUAUACGUUUUUGGCGGUCAAUUUGACGACACCUACUUUAAUGACUUGGCCGUUUUCGAUUUGUCGUCAUUCAGACGCCCUGAUUCCCGUUGGCAAUUUGUGAAGCCCUAUACUUUUACGCCGCCACCGUUGACCAACCAUACCAUGGUGUCGUACGACUUUAAAUUGUGGGUUUUUGGUGGAGACACCCCACAGGGUCUCAUAAAUGACUUGUUUCUCUUCGACCCUCUCCUCAAUGACUGGCGUGUCGUCCAAACGACUGGUGAGAAGCCACCACCCGUGCAGGAGCAUGCUGCUGUCCUGUAUGGCGAUCUCAUGUGUAUCGUUGGAGGUAAGGACGAACAAGACAUUUACUCCAAUGACGUGUAUUUUUUGAACAUGAUAUCCUUGAAGUGGUUCAAGCUGCCUCUUUACAAGAUGGGAAUUCCUCAAGGCCGUUCGGGUCACUCAUUGACUCUGCUACCCAAUAACAAACUGUUGAUCAUGGGUGGUGACAAAUUUGAUUAUUCCAGACCCGAUGACGCCGAUUUCCACACUUCAGAAGUGGAUAUGGGCUGUGGAACUAUUCUCUACUUGUUGGAUUUGACCAGGCUAAGGGAAAACUGUCCGGGUAUUUACGACGCCGUUCGCACUGACGGGUCUCGAAAAAUGCGAGAACCAAACACCGCUUCUUCACAACUUCAAAAUCGGAUCCUUUCUGGUCAGCAACAAAAUAUUCUGACACCAUUCACCGAGAGAUACCAGACUCCUAAAACUGAACAGGGUGGAUUCAUCCCUGCCGAGAAUCACAGCUCGCCCAACAAUGACAAGACUGUAGAUCCCCAACCUGUGAGAAAAGACCAAUCGGCGGCCGACUUACAGGCUCCACAUGACAUGAUAAAGCCGACGUCACCGAUUCCACAGCUAAAAACCACACAGUGGGGAGGCCCCCACAGUCCACCUCCUCGUGUUGUUUCAUUAAGCUCGGGCAAUGAUUCGGAGCUCGGCACUUCAAGAGGUCAUGACAGCCAACUAAGUUACGAAACCGGCGAAGAAUAUGGCGUUGCUUUGGUCGGUAAUUCACCCUCUCGCCCAGUCGUUAGGGAGAGCAUAAUACCUGAAAGCGAAACGCUAGAAAACUUACGGGAUCGAACUGCUCCCGAAGAUAUAACCCCUAAGCGCGAAGACUUCAAAGAAGCAGCUUCAACGCCAGAACAGGAAAGGGCUCGAAAACUUCCUAACGAAACGCCUGCGCAAGCUCAGGUGAAAAAUGUGACAAAAGACAUGAUCGAUGCUUUAAGGGUGGAGCUCGGUGAACUGAGAUCGGAAGCAGAAAAAAACGCACGCUCUGCCAGUCAACGGAUUAAGGAGUUGGAGACAGAAAAUGAUAAGUUGAAGGAGAGCGGCAGCGCGGGAUCGAGGCUAGUAAGGUUGCAGACAGACUUCGAUAUUGCCGUUGCUGAUAAGAAGGUGCACGAAGACAGAGUUAACGAGAUGGAGGAUCUUCUUUCCAAGAAAUUUUUGGACGUAGCUCGCCUACACGACAUCAUUCGAGUACAAAGCAACAAGCUGAGCACGUUUGAUGAUAAUGAAAUCUUUAGAGAGAAACAUGAAGAAUUGACAGCAAAGCAUGAACAGCUGCUCAAGGAGCAUGAGGCUCUAAAAGCACAGGAUCGAGAACAAACUAAAUCCCUACAUGCUACCAUCGAGCAAUACAAUGUUCAGCUGGAAGAAUUUAUAUCAUUUAAAAAGCGAGGCGAUCAAGCGGAAACCGCCGCGCCCAUUUCUGAUCAUCAUCAAAAAGUAAUCAACGAUUUGAGGUCCAAUCUAGAGAAACUUACCGUUGAGAAGGAGGCAAACGAGACCUCCAGAGUAGAGCUCUCGCAAUCCUUAAAGGAUCUACAAGACAAGCACCAGGAACUGGAGGCUACGGUAAAGAAACUGGAGCAGAACUAUGAAAGUAGCCUAAAUUCCGUAAAUUACGCUAGCAGAGCGUUGGAAUUGUCCCAAGACGACCUCAAUAAGUAUAAGCAGGAGAACAAACGACUGGCAGACGAACUUGAGGAGUUGAAAUACAAGUCCAACGAUCGUCGCGACGUAAGCAUUACCUCGAACGACGAGUCGAUUAUGAGUGUUGGAGGAGGCGCAGUGGGCUCUGACUCUAGAAACGACAUGCGUGACGCUCCCUAUCGCUUGAAGAUCAAAGACCUGAAGGCGGAACUGUUCAUUAUAAAGCAGGAAAGGGACUCGCUCAACGAAAAUUUGAUGGAGCUGAAGAAGAAAUUGUUGAAUCUCGAGAACGAGGAAGAUUAA